Molecule: messenger RNA, 3720 nt
Organism: Anoplopoma fimbria (sablefish)
Lineage: Eukaryota; Metazoa; Chordata; Actinopteri; Perciformes; Anoplopomatidae
Product: male-specific lethal 3 homolog
Exons: 14
Coding region: 125-1774 (549 amino acids)
Biological process (GO): chromatin organization; regulation of DNA-templated transcription
Cellular component (GO): MSL complex; NuA4 histone acetyltransferase complex; nucleus
Source: RefSeq, a predicted model, not a curated record
CGCCAUCCCUCCAAAGUGCGUUUCGGUGAGAGACCCCUUGCAGAAAAGCGUCUGGCGAGGAAAGGGUUAAGGGGUUUAUAGGGUCCAGAUCGAUGCCCCCUUUCCCACACGUCGCCAUGAACAAAUGAAUUCGCGGGGAAUUAAAUACUCAUUUCGCAAAGGAGAAAGAGUCCUGUGCUUUGAACCCGACCCCACCAAGGCUAAAGUGUUGUAUGACGCCAAGGUAAUGGUCAUUGAUGUCUUGAUUGGUACAGAUGAACAUGGAAGAAGAAUCCCAAAGUACCUAAUUCACUUCAACGGUUGGAACAGAAGCUGGGAUCGUUGGGCUGCAGAGGAUCAUGUCCUAAGGGACUCUGAGGAAAACCGUAAAUUGCAACAUAAACUGGCUCGCAAAGCUCUAGGUCGCAUGAAGAGAAAAGGAUGGGCCAAGAGGCGGCGUCGUCAGUCUGGUACUAAAUCUUCUCUGAAGACUCUCCCUAAGGAGGACGACAGCGAUGACGCAUGUUUGAUUUCGUCUUCGGAUAGCAGUGACGGGGACGACUCUGACCCUGAAUCUUCAAAUAGCGGGGAAAGCACCUUCUCUGAGGAUAUCAACAAAAUGAGGGUUGAGCCCGACAUUAAUGUUAAAAGGGAAUGUGAGGAGAAGAUCGUCCACGUCGACAUCAGCAUCCCCGAUGUCCUGAAGAAGAAGCUGGAGGAUGACUGCUUUUACAUCAACAAGAGGAAGAAGCUGGUCAUGGUUCCCUGUCAGACGAACGUCGUGCACAUCCUCGAGUCCUACGUCAAGCACUUUGCCAUCAACAAAGCGUUCAUGGCCAACGAGAGGUACCGGCGCCAGCAGAGCACCACGCAGCCCAGCAGCCCUCAGCCAAUCCCUCCAGAAAAGAGUGAGGAGUUGUGUAAGGAGAUGGUCGACGGCCUGAGGAUCACGUUUGACUUCACCUUACCCAUGAUCCUCCUCUACCCCUGUGAACAAGCCCAGUUCAAAAAGGUCAGCUCGUCCAGGCUUUUCCUGGCCGCCAACGAAAGCUCCCCCUGCUCCAGCAACGCCCAACGAGAACGCAGCCCAAGCCCGUUGGGGCACAACCCACCCACCCCCCAGUCCACAGACAGCCAACCAGCACUGAGCGACAUUUCUGCCACCACGCCUACGCCCACCGCCACUGCCCCCACCCCGAAGCGCCGGCGUCACCCUGACAUGGACUGUAUCUCUUUCCAGUCCCAGUCACUGAGACGCUCCACCAGGAACACAUCUGGAGGUGACCGGCCAGCUGAAGGAAGCAGUGGAGGUGGAGGCAGUGCUACAGCAUCCCCGCAGCUCAAACGCCGUUUGGUCGACACCUCAUCCCAGCCCAAGUUCUUCCUCAACCUCGACAGAAAAACCCCAGUGCACAGUGGCUCAUCUUCCCCGUUGCCCUUGACGCCAAGCAAAGAGCGAAGCGGGCCUUUCUAUGGCCUCGAGAGCCGGAGAAACAAUGAGCUUAAUGAGGUCCUCAGUUGGAAGCUGACUCCUGAUAACUACCCUCUGCAUGACCAGCCUCCUCCACCCUCGUACCUGUACGGAUCACAGCACCUCCUGCGGCUUUUUGUGAAGCUUCCUGAAAUCCUGGGAAAAAUGCAGAUCCCAGAGAGGAACCUCCGAGCUCUGGUCAAGCAUUUGGAACUCUUUCUCAGGUUUCUGGCAGAGUUCCAUGAGGAUUUUUUUCAUGAGUCCGCGUAUGUGUCGGCAUCCGAGGCCCACUACAGCAUGAAACAACCGAGGCCGAUUUAUUGACGGCGACGUUUCGGCCAUUGUGUUUCUUUUCCCUGUCUUGUCUCUACCCUGACCUACCCUUCAGCCCGUCUAGACCAACCCUGUCUGGGCUCGUGUGCAGAGGAAUAAAUAGCAGCUCUCUCAGUUCAGAUGUGUUGUGUUUUCCUGGACCAACCUUUCUUCCCCUCUGGCCUAACAUUAGUUUUCCUGCCAUUGCCUUGUGGAACUAGUUGCUUCUGCCACGCCACUAACCCUCGCCCGCGCUUUGUUUGUGGGACUGUCCUGCAUGUGACGUCACCCUGCUCCCCCUUUUUCUUCAAUGUACCGAUCCAAGGCAUGUCGAGAGCUGUAUGCCCCAUGUAAGAUUUAAACAGGAGGAAGCUUCUUUCUGAGUCCCCUUUCCUCUUUGUCAUCUGCUUAUUGGUAACCUGGCCUACACGUUUUAGGGGAAGGCUAAGGCUUGGAAGUUCUCUAGCCUCUCAGGUAUUAGAGGAUGACCAAAACAAAACUCCUGCUCUGACUUUGCCGCUCUUCAUAGCCACAGUCUUGGAUCAUUGAGGCUGUUCAUAGAAGGGGAAACGGAUACAGAUUAAAAUCUUCCUGUUCCGCCCGCCUAAUAAUCUAAGUUCUGAUACUCUUAAGGGCAUUGCUGGUUUGCCUGUUUUGGUAGCUCGCCGCCAGUGAUCCUCAUCCGGACUUGGUCCUCCUGUCCCAGAGAUGCUUUGCUUCUUUCGCUGUGUAAUUCUAACAUACUGACUCUUAAAAAAAAACUUUCAGGAAUCAGGAAUGUUGUUUUUCCUGUGGAUCUCUCUCUCUCUCUCUCUGUAGUGUUACACUUUUUGGUGUCCAUUAGAGAUUUUCUUCGUUCUUGGUCUGUCCUCCUUUUCAUGUUGUCCUGUGCAUGCCUGAUAAAUGUCGAGCUGAUUUUGAUUUUCAGUUUUUUUUUUUUUUUGCCUGUUCCUCUCACGCUGGCUGGCUGCCUUCUAGUAGACAGAAUGAUGAAAAAAGUGACAGAAUUCUGUGUACAGCAUAUCUUGGAGCAAACCAUGCGUUGCUUUUCAUACACAGAGCAAUGUCAGAAUAUCAUUUUCUAUAAAGGUGAUCUCUAUCAACAGGUAAUCUUAAAAUACAGUUAAAGAUCUGAUACUGUUAUAAAAUAUAUUAAAGAUUGUUGUAUACAAGCUUAGUUCAUUGAGUACCAUAGAGAUUAGACAAUCACUUGAAAUGGUCAAAACAAAUUGAGCAUACAUGUAUGUGCAGCAUAACAAUUUAUGCCAUUCCCCCCCCCAUUUUUGUUUGUAAUAAUCCUUAAAACAAAUGCUAGGAAUAACGUGUGAAUGCAACAAAAGCGAUUGUUGUGGUUUCUCUUCAUGACAUUGUGUAAAUGUAAAUACCUGUUGAUCAGUAUGUUAUUUAUUUUUUCUUUGCACACCACUGCAUCACCCUGUUCAUGCUUGUUCAAUUGGUUUUACAAUAUGUGACAUGACACAUUACUAUGUGUAAUGCAAUGGUUCCAUGUUUCCCGUGUAAUGUAUAGACUUUUCUAUUGUGUUCAUUUACAGUGAUGUCUGUUUCUUUUCAACUCUGUUUUCUUCAUAGAGUUUAAAUAAAGACUUCCAUCUUCUUCACAUGUACAUAAAGCACCAUGAUUGUGAACGUCUAUACUACCGUAGCUGAUAUUAGGUAUGUCUGUUGUACUAUCUUGAUUGAUGUGUGCUCAUUUCUGGGCCUUAUCCUGCUUUUGUAAUUUUCCCUGUGAGAUGAAUCAGCUGCACGUUUAUUUUAAUGACCAAAAAUCUUCUAAAAGCACUCCUAUUAAAAGUUAAAUGUAGAGGGGAGAGUUUAUCAGCUACCUUGACCUUCCAUGUUCCCGCACUGUAGCUGAUUAAAACUUCGACCCUGAAAAUGUUUUUGCAGCGGCUUGACAUUUUGAGAUUGUCCUUGUUAACACAGCUCCUCUGUUUGUC